AGCCGCCUAAACAGUUGUUGGAAGUAAAAGUGGACCAUGCGCUCUGCUGUGUGUGUAUGUGUGUUAACAGUAAGCUAGCUGUAGCUUUCAGACUAGCAUCUAAUCGUGGACCACUUUGUGCAAAAACUUCUAUCCAGUACUCGCAAUGCAAGCAAGGAAGAAGAGGACAAGGCCCAGGAAACCUGGCAAAAAACCAGAACCUCACGGUCGUGGAGGCGGCUCUCAGCCGGGCCAGGCAGACUCUCCACUCCCAGAGCAAGAUGAGGAGAUCUUAGGCUCUGAUGACGAUGAGCAGGAGGACCCCAACGACUACUGCAGGGGUGGAUAUCACCAUGUGAAGAUUGGAGAUCUGUUCAAUGGGAGAUACCAUGUGAUCCGCAAGCUGGGCUGGGGGCACUUCUCCACCGUGUGGCUGGCCUGGGACAUCCAGGAGAAGCGCUUUGUGGCCAUGAAGGUUGUAAAAAGUGCUGAACAUUACACAGAGACGGCUCUGGAUGAGAUCAAGCUGCUCAAAUCGGUGAGAAACACAGAUCCAAGUGACCCCAACAGAGAGAGAGUGGUGCAGCUUCUAGAUGACUUCAAAAUCUCCGGCAUGAAUGGGACUCAUGUGUGCAUGGUUUUCGAGGUGCUGGGUUAUCACCUGCUGAAGUGGAUCAUCAAGUCUAACUAUCAAGGCCUCCCCCUGCCCUGUGUUAAAAGCAUCAUACGACAGGUUCUGCAGGGUCUAGACUACCUCCACACCAAGUGCAAGAUCAUCCACACAGACAUCAAACCAGAGAACAUCCUGCUGACUGUCAAUGAGCCCUACAUCAAGAAAAUGGCUGCUGAAGCUACGCAGUGGCAGAAGACUGGCGCUGCACCUCCUUCUGGUUCUGCAGUGAGUACAGCCCCAGUUUCCAAACCAAUGGCCAAAAUGUCAAAGAACAAAAAGAAGAAGAUGAAGAAGAAGCAAAAGAAGCAGGCAGAGCUACUGGAGAAGAGGAUUCAGGACAUGGAGGGAGGGACGACACCUGAAGGAGGAGCAGAAGAAGAGGAUGAUGAGGAGACAACGACAACAGAGACCACCGAAGAUGCAACGUCCUCAGCCACCCUCUCCUCGUCUGCCACGCUGCAGGACAUUGCCAGCCAUGCAAUGACAGACUCGACUCCUGAUGAGCAGCUGCAGCAGACGGCAGAGGAAGAUGAACACAGAGAGGAUGCAGCCGAGGACGACAACAGGAUGGAGGUGAACUGCAACGGACACGCCUCCACACCGGAGAGCGAGAGCAGCCAGGAGGUACAAGGGACCAAGCUGUCGACGGAGGAGCAGGAGGACCAACUGAACGCAAAUCGACCAGAAAGUAACUCGGAGGCUGAGGACUCGUUAGGUAACAAAGAAGAGCAACAGACCUGUAACGGUUCACCCGAGGACCCACAGCAAUUUCCUGCCUCUGUCAGCCCAGACUCUGUCACUGUGGAGCUGAAGGAGGGAGACAAGGAGGAGAAGAUGGACACUCGCAGGGAGACCAAAAAAGAGGAAGAAGACGGCAGUAUUGAUGCAUCAGCUAGUUUGUUAGUAGACCCCCUGGAGCCUGCUAAUGCUGACAAGCUGCAGGUCAAGAUUGCUGACUUGGGCAACGCCUGCUGGGUGCACAAACAUUUCACAGACGACAUCCAGACGCGGCAGUAUCGUUCUCUUGAGGUGCUGACAGGAGCCGGAUACAGUACACCUGCAGACAUCUGGAGCACAGCAUGCAUGGCCUUUGAGCUUGCCACUGGAGAUUAUCUGUUUGAACCCCACUCUGGAGAAGACUACUCCAGAGAUGAAGAUCACAUAGCGCUGAUCAUCGAGCUGCUGGGUAAAGUUCCUCGGAAGCUGAUCUUGGCAGGCAAAUACUCAAAGGAGUUUUUCACCAAGAAAGGCGACCUGCGUCACAUCACCAGGCUGAAGCCAUGGGGGUUGCUUGACGUGUUGGUAGAAAAGUACGAGUGGUCCAAAGAUGAGGCACACACCUUCAGCAGCUUCCUGCUGCCCAUGCUGGACCUGGUGCCUGAAAGGAGGGCCACGGCAGCCCAGUGCCUCUCCCAUCCAUGGCUGACGUCCUAGAGGCCAGCCACACACACCUCCACCCUCCAUAUUGUGAACAGAUAAAUUAAGUUUGAAGAUCCUGGGCUUGAAAACACACAGUAAACAAACGCAUUCAUGUCUGCCAGACCAUGAGACUGCAUCGUGCCUGCAUCCUCCUGUUGUGGCUCUGUGAGGCGACACACACAUUCAUUAUUACAAUAAAAAGAGAGACUGCUGCCGAGGCUUAGUCCUGAUUUGGAUUACGCUGGUGUUUGAAGGAACUCUUGGUUCUCUCCCUAUAUUUAUGACUUCUCUUCUUCAUGGCUGCGCAGGACUUUUUUUUUCUAUCUGAUCCUAGCUCUUUCUCUGCAGCACAUAAUUAUCUGUUAGUUAUAGAUAAAGGAUUUAAAAGGAGGUUGCACUUGUCUACAAAUGCAGAGGAAGGCAGGAUGUUAACAGAAACGUAAAGAUCACCACCAAAAUCGCAUACUGUUUAGGUAAUAAGUCGAAUCUGUCUCCUGUUUGUCGGUCAUCACGUGAGCUGUGCCAGCUUUUAUGCCUUUGGCUGUCAAAUGUGUGCAAAGUGCUCAGAGUUAAUAAGUGUUUUAUGCUAACAGGCAUGAAUUAGAGACUAACAAUGUUCUUAGCACUGUUAGCUUUAUCCUUAAAACCUUUGUACAUUUAUAUACAGGCAGAGCUACAUGAUCACAAAGCAUACAUUUCAUCCGUUUUCAAUUUGUUCAGCAGGUCCAGAGAGACGCAUCUGAAAUCAAGUCUACUUUUCAGGAAGCUGUGCAAUCUCAGAUUUUUCAGCAUUAUCUCAUGAUGUCUUAAUGAAGCACUUGGUACAAAAUGAUGUGAAAAACAUUCAGAUUCCUUCUCUACUCCAUGAAAUGCAAAUUUACUUAAUCUGUCAUUUCCAACAUGCAGUCAAACCAUAUGUGGAUCCACACUGUCAGUACAGUCCAGUGUACCAAAGAGUCGGCCUUUAGUCUCUCCCUCUUUGCACACUUUCUUGAAGAGACCGUCAGCGGUGCAGAUUUAAGGUGCAAGCUGAAAGGUUUGAGCUUUCUCGCCCUCCUUUUUUAGAAUUGCCUUGAAGAAUGUUCCAGUCAGUUCAAGUUGUGUAAAAACAAAGGUUUCGUUCUAAGAUAAGGGCACACGGAGGUGUUGGAUUAGAGAAGAACAGAUUGUACUAAAAACAAAUGUAACAACGCUUUGAAUCCCUUCAAAUCCAUUUUGCUUGUUUUUCUACAAAGUCUCCUUCUGUCCAUGUCUUCUCUCUUAAUUUGAUUGUUAAUUUCUUUUCUGUAGGUGAUAAGAAUAAAGAUUUUUCAGAAUCUAA
Molecule: messenger RNA, 3392 nt
Organism: Acanthopagrus latus (yellowfin seabream)
Lineage: Eukaryota; Metazoa; Chordata; Actinopteri; Spariformes; Sparidae
Gene: srpk1b
Product: SRSF protein kinase 1b
Exons: 16
Coding region: 146-2086 (646 amino acids)
Biological process (GO): spliceosomal complex assembly; regulation of mRNA processing; protein phosphorylation
Molecular function (GO): protein kinase activity; ATP binding
Source: RefSeq, a predicted model, not a curated record